This is a messenger RNA of Laetiporus sulphureus 93-53, 840 nucleotides long. RefSeq lists its product as uncharacterized. NCBI's taxonomy places the organism in Eukaryota, Fungi, Basidiomycota, Agaricomycetes, Polyporales, Laetiporaceae. Bases 1 to 840 code for a protein of 279 amino acids. The record is from RefSeq and is a predicted model, not a curated record. The transcript is spliced from 2 exons.
AUGUCUGGGCCUUACGCCCUCUUAGGGCGUUCGCACCCUUCCAAAAUGCCUUUGCAUUAUUGGGAAGUAUUUCCCUCUUUGACCACGGUGGUGGAUCAAGUCCCACCCUCACCAGACCCACCUACCCGCAGCGGUGCUCCGCGGCUGCACCCUGCGCUAUCACAAACAGUCGCACCACCCACUGCCAAAACGCACCAAGCUGAAGGCGACACUGCUCACGCGGCCAUCACCUCUGACACUGCUCACGCGGUCGUCACCUCCGACACUGCUCACGCGGCCGUCACCUCCGACACUUCUCAUGCAGCCGUCACCACCGACACUGUCCUGCUGGGGCACCACAUAUCCUCCCCUGCUGAUCUCCCCAUGGCCCGCGAGAAGCAACCCCCGCGUGAUCCGUCUCGCAUUCCCAAGAGGCGCUCCUUCCCUGCUAUGUCUGCCACCCCCCAGCGACCUCCGAGGAAGCGAAAGUCAGCCAUGCCUCCAUCGCGUAACCGGCCCACCCUCAUGAAGUAUGUCCUCAUGGGGCAGAUAGCAGCCACUCAUCGACGACUCUCAACACUGCAACAACAGCAGUUCUGCAAUCGCACAUCAGCUGAGCUCGCCAAGGCCUCCCAGAAGCUCUUUCAGCAACUUGAUCGGGUCUACAUUGACCUGGACACAGGUGCGCACGAGUACGCGUAUAGCGAAAAGCAACGUGUGAACAUGCUCUGCCGGAGACUGGGAGGCGUAAGCUUCCAGGGCAUAGGGAAACGCUUUGAAGACGUGGGGCAGCAGAUUGUGACGAUCGCGCAGGAAGGCCAUUGUGAUUUCCUAUGUGUCCCCUCCCCCCCCUCUGCCUAG